Merops nubicus (carmine bee-eater) is the source of this 738-nucleotide messenger RNA. RefSeq names its product exocyst complex component 4 (gene EXOC4). The annotation marks the transcript as partial. The record is from RefSeq and is a predicted model, not a curated record. Gene Ontology annotation, biological process: exocytosis; Golgi to plasma membrane transport; chemical synaptic transmission. Gene Ontology annotation, cellular component: exocyst; synapse; growth cone membrane. Lineage: Eukaryota; Metazoa; Chordata; Aves; Coraciiformes; Meropidae. The transcript is spliced from 4 exons.
GUGAAGGAGAAUCUGCUGUCCUGCAAGAUGCUGCUGCACUGCAAGCGGGACGAGCUGCGCAAGCUCUGGAUCGAGGGCAUCGAGCACAAGCACGUCCUCAACCUGCUGGAUGAGAUUGAGAACAUCAAGCAGGUCCCUCAGAAGCUGGAGCAGUGCAUGGCCAGCAAGCGCUACCUCAACGCCACGGACAUGCUGGUGUCAGCAGUGGACUCCUUGGAGGGUCCCCUCCUGCAGGUGGAGGGUCUGAGUGACCUGAGGCUGGAGCUGCACAGUAAGAAGAUGAACAUGCACCUGGUCCUGAUCGACGAGCUGCACCGUCACCUUUACAUCAAGUCCACAAACCGAGUAGGACAACGCAGCAAGGAGAAAGGGAGGAUCAGUUCACUUGUGAAAGAUGCUUCUCCUGUUCCUCUUAUGGAUGUUACUAACUUGUCUACACCUCGAAAGUUCCUUGAGACUUCCCAGUUCAGUACUCCUGGGAGCUCCAGCAUGCGAGAAACAAGCCUUCUGGAGAUCAAAGAAGAUACAGACCUGGAUCCAGAGGAGAACAGCACUGUCUUCAUGGGCAUACUCAUCAAAGGGCUGGCCAAGCUGAAAAAAAUCCCCGAAACGGUGAAAGCCAUCCAGGAUCGCUUGGAGCAAGAGCUCAAGCAGAUUGUUAAGAGGUCCACAACCCAGGUGGCAGACAAUGGUUACCAGAGAGGGGAGAAUCUUUCCCAGGAAAAUCAGCCUAGGUAA